AUGGCUUUGAAGAGGAUUAACAAGGAGUUAGGGGAUCUUGCAAAAGAUCCCCCAUCUUCAUGCAGUGCGGGACCCAUCGGUGAUGAUUUGUUCCACUGGCAAGCAACAAUUCUUGGACCGGGUGAUAGUCCUUACUCUGGAGGUGUUUUUUUUCUAGCAAUUCAUUUCCCAACCGAUUAUCCUUUCAAGCCUCCAAAAGUCAAUUUCACAACAAGAAUUUAUCAUCCAAAUAUCAACAGUAAUGGAAGCAUAUGCCUAGAUAUUUUACGGGACCAGUGGUCGCCUGCAUUAACAAUUUCAAAAGUACUUUUAUCUAUUUGUUCUAUGCUGACAGAUCCUAAUCCUGAUGACCCACUUGUGCCAGAAAUAGCACAUGUCUACAAAUCAGAUAGGAUGAGAUACGAAGCAACGGCCAAAGAGUGGACACGCAAGUAUGCUAUUUAA
Messenger RNA from Pneumocystis jirovecii RU7, 444 nucleotides. RefSeq names its product ubiquitin-conjugating enzyme E2-16 kDa. Gene Ontology annotation, biological process: protein polyubiquitination; ubiquitin-dependent protein catabolic process. Bases 1 to 444 code for a protein of 147 amino acids. Gene Ontology annotation, cellular component: nucleus. The transcript is spliced from 8 exons. Gene Ontology annotation, molecular function: ubiquitin conjugating enzyme activity. The record is from RefSeq and is a predicted model, not a curated record. Lineage: Eukaryota; Fungi; Ascomycota; Pneumocystomycetes; Pneumocystales; Pneumocystaceae.